CAUAUAAUUCACAAUUCGAAAUUAUUAUAAAAUAAUAAUUUCAACAACGUGACGAUUUGAUUUUGUUUUGCCAUUGUAUUGGUUGCAAUGAGACACACCAGAGCAGCAGCAGCAGCAGCAGCAGCAGCAGCAGGCAACUACUGACAACAUAAUUAGUUCACAAUUUACUCGCAGCUUUCAUUUCUAUUCGACAUUUUUUCACCAUUUGAAAUUUCAACAUUAGACGUACGAGACAAAUUUAUGUAUCUACUAAAUAUGCGCAAUAAAUGAUUUGUGAUCAAUGUGAUAUAGUGUCUCUACUCAUUGUAUAAUCAACAAGAAUCAAUUUGAAUAAGUGGCAGCACGUGCAAGCAAGCACGCUACUGCGCUGGAAAAUAACCGUUUUGCUUUACUUACUUGGCCCGCCUUCAAAUUAAGUGAGAUGGAGAAUAUAUGCUUGUCAACAGGUUUGAACGUGUUGUAACUUGUCUCAAAGGUGCAAAAUUUUGUCAAUUUCCUUUCAAGGAAAAAGUCAUAAAAUCAAAAACUAUAUCAGGUUCGAGGAAAAACAAAAGGAAUUUUUUAUUUUUUGCUCUGUCAAGCGGUAUUUCGACGUUGGUUAUCCAAAAAAAAGUUGUAAUGAAAGGAAAUUUGAAGAAUAAUAAAUGAAAAAAUGGAGAUUUCAUUGCUCAUUACUUUGGCAUUAACAUGCGUCGAGGCUUCUUCAAUUUUAAAUUGGAUGUGGAGUAAAUCCCCAGAGGAACCUGACGUUUCAAUUGCUAAUGGCGUCCCCGGCGUCCCCCUGAUAGCCAUCCCCUAUGAAUCAAUGACAGACGAUGAGAAAUUCCUUCAAGAAGCAGCAAAAUUUACAGACAUUCAGGUCUCAUCACCUCUCCAACUUUGUCAGCACAAAGUCAUUAUGAGAAUACAAAGUUCCUGCAGCAAGCUUAGUGAAGAAGAGCUCGCGAAGCUCAGUGUCAACCUGUUAAAUUGUCAGUCUGCUGUAGAGGGCAGAAAGAUGUUUCCUUGCAGUGAAAAAAUGUCCCUCAAACAAUGUACAAUCGAUAUGGAUGCAGAUAUGUGGAAUGCUUACCACUUGAUGAGCAACAGAGCACGAGCUGUUUGUUAUGCAGCACGUAAUAUUCAGUUCCGAGCACUCACUGAAUUGACUGUCAAUAAACUUAUGCACACUACACGUUCGCAAAUUGAAGCCCUCGGUUCUCUGAAGGACAGUUACGAGCGAUUAGAAACACAUACUAUUGACGCAUUGUCAUCAUUAUCAAAGGGCAAUAGAAUCCUUUUAGAGCAACAAAAGCACCUUGAGGAUUCUCAGUCAACAUCUCACAGAUUAGUGGCAAAUAAUCUUCGACAAUUGACAAACGAGAAGUAUUUGAUUCGUAGCGGACACACUCUCUUGGCCUCCAUGACGGAAGACAUUCGAACACGUCUGGAAAAAGCCAAUCAAGAUCUCAUGACUCAAGCUUCAGAGCGUCAAGAGAAUCAUCAGGAACUUCUCAAGGACUUGAUGGAUAUUCAAAAAAAGUCUCAAUUAAUUUGGGAGAAAAUCGAAGAGAGUACGAAACGUAUAGUAGAGCAAAAUGCUGAUGCUGUAGUACAGUACGAAUUGAUAUUUGAAAAAUUGGAAAAAAUAAAUAAUACUAUUCAUUUCAUAUGGAAUGUGACUGAAUCGAUGCGCCAGGAAAUUGACGAAAAAUUGGGAUGGAUUACUGAUUACAUUGGCAAUACAGGCGAACAAUUACAGAGGAUCUAUCGUAUCUCAUUGCAUAUUAUUUAUUUGCUAGCAGCAAUGAUAGUCGCUGCUUUUCUCAAUGCUCCAUUUUUGACAAGAGCUACAAUUAUGGGGUUUAUUCCACUGAAUUUAAUUACUUUUUUAAAACACGGAAUGAACGCCUGCCUUGACUUCACAUCCAUUACUGUUUUAAUUUUCUUCAUUACAGCAAUGCAUUAUGUGAUGCUUGGAAUUCAGCAGUUACUCGUGGCUGAUGUUAAAAUGAUUAAUUCGAAAAAGCACAGUGCCCCACAACGUGCAUCAACACCUGCACCUGGAAUAGUUCCAAACAUAAGCUAUACAGCUCGAUUGAUGAAAAAUAUCAAUGGUUUAUUUGAUAUUUUUACUCAACAGCUCAUUCAUUUGAAAGAAAAAAUUGGACUUGUACUCCAGUCUGCAUCCUCCUGGUGCUGUACAAAUACAACACCAGUUGAAGAACUUUCAUGUUCAUAUAUACCCUCAAAGUUACAUCGUGAGGAUCGUGUAAUGGACUACAACAGGGGGGAAGAUUCGAGUAUUUUGUCUGACGAUGUAAAUCAUUCGCAUUUACAUAUUAAUCAAUUCAAUGAUACUGAUGAUUUACAAGAUGCAAAUGAAUUGAGACGCCGUAUUCUCAGCAAAUCGUCAACCAGUAAUUACAGUGUUAGUCCGUCUAGAAGUGUUACGCCUAAUUCUGCGACCUCGCCACGGACGCUCUGUUGGGCUUUGACAAAGACGGGUGCCAAGUGUCGUUCUCGUGCACAACCAGGCCGAUAUUUUUGCGGCCGCCACAGUGAUGGCUCAUCCAUCUUGGGUGAUUAAACCACCCUCACGUAAUGAGUUUUUUAUUUCUCAUAAUUCUUUACUCUUAUGGCUGGGCCAAAGUGACAUAAAGUGACCAGACCAUUGAAAUGGUUCGAACCCCUUCUUAUUAUUAAUUUAUUAAAUAAAAAUUAUCCACUCCCUUUUUGUUGCUAUACUUUUUUAAGUGACAUGAACAAUUUCUUAUCUUAUCUGAUCUUAUCUUAUCUUUUGUCUCAAUUUGUAACUGUAAUGUUGUGAAAAUCAGAAAGUUUCCCAAUUUUUA
Diachasma alloeum is the source of this 2834-nucleotide messenger RNA. RefSeq names its product protein brambleberry. The transcript has 9 exons. The record is from RefSeq and is a predicted model, not a curated record. Bases 653 to 2569 code for a protein of 638 amino acids. Lineage: Eukaryota; Metazoa; Arthropoda; Insecta; Hymenoptera; Braconidae.